Molecule: messenger RNA, 1463 nt
Organism: Formica exsecta
Lineage: Eukaryota; Metazoa; Arthropoda; Insecta; Hymenoptera; Formicidae
Exons: 2
Coding region: 95-607 (170 amino acids)
Source: RefSeq, a predicted model, not a curated record
GCGACAACGAUAAGCGAAACCUGAGAAGGCGCACCGACCUAUCUCAACAGCACGCGACGAUCGACGCCCGACGGCCGACACCGAACGAGAGACAAUGCUGCUCAUCGUAUUUUUGAGUCUUAUUGCACGGAGCACCUGUAAGGAAACCGAACCUGAUACCCAAGUCGAAAUAAAAGAAUUUAAAUAUGAACCGGGUACCUACUUCGAAAAAAUGGGCAAGAUAAACCAAAUCGAGUCCACAUGGAAGAUGGUGAUAAAAAUAGACAUCGCCGCAAUGGACCAUCGACAUGAACAAUUGAGAAACUAUAUGGCACAGACGAGAGCUCUAUGCUACGAUAAACCAUUGCAAAUAAAAAUGAAAGAAACCUGCCACAACCUGCUACAAAUAGCAGAAAAGGACAGAGAACAAGCAGAAAAAUUGCUAAAACGCCUAAAAUUUGCGUACCAAGCACCCAAGAAGACAAGACGAGGGCUAAUCGACGGUCUAGGAACGAUAGCCAAAACACUCUUCGGCACAAUGGACGCAGACGACGAAAAAAUUAUAAAGGAGCAAUUAAAUCUCAUACAAAGGAAUCAGCAAACGCUGCAAAUCAAAUUAAAGUAUUAAACGCAACAAUUGCGCAUGUUGAUAAUGUUGAAAAAGUUCUGCAAGAAAAUGAAGAACAAUUCUUAAAUAUAACAGAGAAGAUGCGACAAGCCUGGAUACAAACAGAAGUCGGAUAUGGACAACGAGAGGAUCUCGACGAACACUUCAUAAUAUUAAAUGCCAUAAUAAAAGAUCUAUCGAACGAUCUUAUGGACAUUAUCGCGCAUCUGACGAACGCGAAAAAAGAGAUAAUCGACAUAAGAUUAUUACCCAUCGAAAGCAUUCUAGAUAACAUGAAGGAAACAGCGUCACAAAUACCGCUGGGAACGCACUUCCCAUUUCAAAUAUCUGCAGAAAAUUGGAGAACAAUCGAAAAGUUCUUAACAAUUAGCGCAUACUACGAUAAUACAAAUAUUUUUACGAUUAUAAAGAUUUCACUAAUCACAUACCCCGAGUAUGAAAUAAUAAAGGCAAUCCCAUUAGCUACGCACAAAUUUAAUAACACAUUUAUAUUUAUAUCAUAGAAGUAAAUUAACUGAUAAUAGCGAUAGACGUAGAUAGCCGAACGUAUUUUACGCCUACCGAAAACGAUCUAAAUAAAUGCGUGCGAAAUAAUGAUCAAUAUGUUUGCGAACAAAAUUAUUCCAUACAUUACUUAGACGAAGGAGCGCUAUGCGAAGUACCAGCAUAUGUACAGUUAGAGACAUACACAAUCAACUGUAAUAUUCGACACAUACACACGAAUACAACCAUAUAAAUAGCGCUGAGUAAUGCGAACUCAUGGUUAUACUCUACACGAGCAAACCAACCGAUCGAAAUAACGUGCGAAAACGACGCAACGCGAAAACUAGAAAUAAAAAGAAGCGGACAAAUCACA